This is a messenger RNA of Monopterus albus (swamp eel), 2868 nucleotides long. RefSeq names its product interferon regulatory factor 3 (gene irf3). The coding region runs from base 301 to 1692 and encodes 463 amino acids. The record is from RefSeq and is a predicted model, not a curated record. Gene Ontology annotation, biological process: regulation of transcription by RNA polymerase II; immune system process. Gene Ontology annotation, molecular function: RNA polymerase II cis-regulatory region sequence-specific DNA binding; DNA-binding transcription factor activity, RNA polymerase II-specific; protein binding. The transcript has 11 exons. Lineage: Eukaryota; Metazoa; Chordata; Actinopteri; Synbranchiformes; Synbranchidae. Gene Ontology annotation, cellular component: nucleus.
GGGGCUGGGAGUGCAGGAGAUUAGUGAGUAUGCAAGAGGGGCGUGGCUUCAUCCCUCUGGUGACGUCACAUCUGGAAAACGAAACUGACGAGACGGAGUUUCCUUAGAAAGACUUCUGACCACAGCGCUGUCGGAUUUAGUAGUAUUUAAGGAAAUAACAGCUGAGAUUGAAUGACAGUUCGUCGUAGAGCUUCAACAUAACCUGCACAUAGUAUCCUGCAUUGUUAGCAUCUACUUCUAACCCUGAAAACGACUGUAGUUGAACUCAGCACUCACCUACGCCGGCUCCUCACAACAGUAAUGUCUAGACCACUGCUAAUCCCAUGGCUGAGGGAACAGAUUAACAGCGGCAGGUAUCCUGGACUCCACUGGACAAACCCAGAGCAAACAGAGUUCUCUGUCCCAUGGAAACAUGCUUUGAGACAGGACUCCUCUGACACUGACAUCCUCAUAUUUAAGGCCUGGGCAGAGGUAAGCGGCAAUGGCCGGGCUCAUGGAGACCCCUCAGUCUGGAAGAGGAACUUCCGCAGCGCACUCCGAGCCAAAGGCUUUGUAACGGUCAGCGACAACAAAAACGACUCUGCUAAUCCCCACAAAGUGUUUCGCUGGCCAGAUAAGCCAGCAUCAGGAGCUAACUCUUCUGCUGGACCCAAGGAAAAAGAUGACCCUGAUUUUUUUGAGGAUCUGGGUCUUCCUAUACAAGAUAACCAGGAUAUCCCAGAUUUUGAAGACUGUCUCUACCUUCCAGAUGAAAUUAUAUUUUUAGCCGAACCCACUCUCGACCACGAUAUUCUCCAGGACUGUCUAAGGGGAUUGAACAUUGGCCCUGGAACAGAGGACACCGCAGGCUUUGAGCCUCCUCCUGAGCAACAGCAGCUCCAGCACCAGGUUGUGAUUGGUGAACACCCGUUGCCUGGGCAACAGCAGCAUCCAGUAACAUUUGAGGGUGCAGACGGUGAAGCUGGGUUGCCUGAGCAACCGGCACAUCCAACGGAGGGAGCAGUGGGAGGGGUCUGUGAUGGGCAGUUUGUGGAGCAGUUCCUACAUACCAUGAACAAGACCAGAGAUGGAGCUAAUUUCAAGACUCAGUUCAGGAUAUCAGUAUACUACAGAGGGGUGAAGGUGUCUGAGAAACUGGUUGAGAAUGAAGCUGGUGUCCGCUUUGUGUACAGGCCUGACCUAGCUGAGACAGUUGUGGAUCCCAACUCAGGCCUGUCCUUGUUCUCUCUGCCAAGUCCUGGAGGCAUGCUGGAUCAAACCCAAGCCAAUCUCACCCAACGCAUCCUGGACAUGCUGGGCAGUGGCUUGGAAGUGGGGGUGUCAGGCCAAGUAGUCUACGGCCAUCGACAGGGUGAAACUAAAGCAUUUUGGAGCUUCUCCAAGUUUGACCAAAGCAGACAGCCCAAAGAGAUUCCUAAAGUGGAACCUAAACCUCUUUACAUGUUCAAGGACUUUGUGCAAGGAAUAAAGAACUUCACUGCUGGGGGCGACAGCCCUCCCCACUCCCUGUUCUUCUGCAUCGGGGAGAAAUGGCCUGACCCAGACAACAGAUCCUGGGAUAGGAAACUCAUCACAGUGGAAGUUGUUCUGACUUCACUGGAGAUACUGAAAAAUAUGGCUGUUGAAGGCGGUGCCUCCUCCCUUCAGUCUGUAGAGCUGCAGAUUUCUCUCGACGAGAUGAUGGAGAUGUAAUGACACACUUUGCUGUGCCUGAAGAAAGUCACUAUUUAUUUUUUUGUAAUCAAACAGAAAUAAUCAUACUGAACAUUUUAAUCCAAAUAAAAUCAAUCAGGUAGUAAUAAUGGUACUAAUAGUUGCACUGGUGCUGCGCUUGCUGAUACUACGCUAUGUACAAAACAGAUUAAGGUACAAAUUGUACCAUAUUUUAAAUGGCUGUACACCUUGAUGUUGGUACAUUAAAUAAGAAGAAUAUGAUCAGAGAUAAUUUGAUAGGAUUGUUGAUGGUGCUGAAUAUCCAAAUUUCCAAGAUUCUCUUUCACGACACUGAGCUAAAACAAAAAGCUCUGUCACUCAGCCCAAGACUUUUUUCACUCAUUAUACAUUCUGCUUAUGCAAAUGAUGUUUGUGCUGAAAUAAGAGCACUCCUCCUGUUUCUUUCUAUAAAAAAGAAGAAAAGAAAACAUCAGACUUCCCUUUAAACUGAAUUGAUGGUCUGAAAUGUGAAAUGCCAUUCAAGGGAUGUCAGUCAUCCUGAUGACCUCAUUUCUUCAUUUGUUUACAGUAAUCAUGCUAAUGUAACAGUAUAAAAGUGGGACUGAAUUCCAUCAAUUUCCACAUCUAGUAACUCAGUUUUAUAAAGAUCCAUCCUGCAGAACUGAAGUACUAUGUGUAUUAUGUGUGUAAAACGAACUGUAGCAAUACCAGAACCAUAAACACAGGGCAGUCACACUGGAGGAUGAAGUUCACGUUGAUUCAGCAACACAUGUGGCCAGAACAUCUGGAAUCAAUCUAAAUGUUUUUGAUCCUCUAUCACAUGAGACAGUUUCAGUAGAGUAGCACAUACACCUGAGCACAAUUUGAAACAGUUACAUCCUGCAACACAGCAGAGGCUAUACAGAAAACAGUGAAUAUACUGUGCAGAUGUUUAUUUAAUCUUUUUUAUUUAAGGGUCACAGCUAACUUUUGAUUGUGUCUAUUAGCUGUUUGGAAUGUCUAUAAGCAAUGCUAUAGAGAAGGCUAAAUGAAAAUAUACAGGACAUUGAAAUACAGAACAUCAGUACAAAGAAUACUACCACAAGACUUCAUUACUGUAGUUUCCUUCAGAAUUUCAUGCUCAACUCAAACCAGUGUGGCCUUAUUGGUGCUCUAUAUUAUUAUGAAUCCAACAGAAAAAUAAAGUUUUUUGAG